CCUUUGAGCAUAUAUGCUACCCACGCGGAGAGCCCUGCACUUGCUCUUCAGGUAGCAAGAACAGCUGCAUCAUACGAAUACGGAGACAUCGUCCAUCUGUCUCCUGGAAGUGAACGAAAAUAGCAGUUGUCUCUUUAAAAGAGUUCGCGCUUCUUAAAGUAGUAAAGGCAGGCGCCAAACAAAACUAUCGCGAGAACUGUAGCUCCCACCGGCAAUUUAUCGCGAUGUUUGGCUCCUCCAAAGGGGGCCAUUUUGGAGUGCAUCCCCAGGCUGGUUACCCCGGCGGCGUCUCCCAUCCUGGUUCAGGUGCCAAAGCUGGCCCCACCGGUGUCUGGCCUGCGGGCGACCGGACCGACACGAUGUGGCGGCUCCGCUGCAAGGCCAAGGAUGGCACCCAUGUUUUGCAGGGGCUAUCCAGUCGGACCCGGCUGCGGGAACUCCAGGGCCAAAUUGCAGCCAUCACCGGAAUCGCUCCUGGUGGUCAGCGAAUCCUUGUCGGAUUCCCGCCCGAGUGCCUGGAUCUCAGCAACGGGGAAACAGUCCUGGGAGACCUGCCUAUUCAGUCAGUCUGGAUUUGUUUUAUUUUAACAGGCGACAUGCUGAUCGUUGAAGAAGACCAAACCAGGCCUAGAACUCCAUCUGCAUUUACAAAUCAUGGUGCUCCUAGUUAUGUCAGGGAACCUUUGCCUGUGCUUUCCAGAACCGUGGUCCCAGCAGACAACUCAUGCCUCUUUACCAGUGUGUAUUAUGUCGUUGAAGGAGGAGUCUUGAAUCCAGCUUGUGCCCCGGAGAUGAGACGCCUCAUAGCACAAAUUGUGGCAAGUGAUCCAGAUUUCUAUAGUGAGGCAAUACUGGGAAAAACAAAUGAAGAGUACUGUGACUGGAUCAAAAGGGAUGAUACUUGGGGGGGAGCAAUUGAGAUAUCCAUUUUAUCUAAGUUUUAUCAAUGUGAAAUAUGUGUAGUAGACACUCAAACAGUAAGAAUUGAUCGUUUUGGGGAAGAUGCAGGAUAUUCCAAAAGGGUUUUGCUUAUCUAUGAUGGCAUCCACUAUGAUCCACUUCAGCGCAACUUUCCAGAUCCUGAUACCCCACCUCUGACCAUUUUCUCCUGUAAUGAUGAUAUUGUUCUUGUACAAGCACUGGAAUUAGCAGAUGAAGCUAGAAGAAAGAGACAGUUUACUGAUGUGAACCGCUUCACCCUAAGAUGCAUGGUGUGUCAGAAGGGGUUAACUGGACAAGCAGAAGCACGGGAGCAUGCCAAGGAGACAGGCCAUACCAACUUUGGAGAAGUGUGAUCUAUGCAUGAUGAGGGUUGAAGCCUACUACCUCACAGAGCCAGAAGGCUCUGGAUUUUCCAAUAAGCUAUUUGUAACCCUGAAAUACGAAGUGACACAAUGCUUGAACCAUUCUUUUAACUUCAACCACUAAGACAUUGAAAUUACUUGUUAAGAUUAAAAUUAGUGUGCAAGUUUACAGAUGUGUGUCUACAGUGGUGAUACAUGCCAUCUUUCUGCUGGGAUGACAGAAGAUGUCCUUGCCACCUACUGACACUAACCUGAAGACUGGAUUUUAGUAUUAUAAACUCGCACCCAGCAGCUUUAACUUGUAGAAGAAAACGUUUCAGAUAAUGUGAAAGACUGCAUGUGAAGCCACUGGACAUAUAUCACAGUGUCUCCAGUAAUUGAUUCCUUUUAAUAAGUCUUAGUAAGUUAAUAGCUUCUGAAUGAAUUGAUUCAUCAAAUGCAAAUAUCCAGAAUUGUCAAAACUCUUUUAUAUUGCAAUUUGGUAGACUUUAUAAGUACACAGCAAGCAAUUUUUACGGGGAGAUGUUUAUUCCUUGAGAAUGUUAUCUAAAACAGGACCUAGUAGGGUACUGUUUUAAGAUUAUAGUGUACAAAAGUAGAAUGUACAAGGAAAAGGUGCCUGAAGCAGCUUACUGAAGCUUUAAAAGACCAUGGGCCUCAUGUUUUAAUGUAAUUCAUGUAUUGGUCUUGUUGAUACAAUUUUUAAAUUAAGCAGGGUAUGCUUUUUUAAUUGAUGUUCACAUUUGAGCACUGCGUUUUUGCUUUUUUUACAUACAGAUUUGUCUGAGGAAUUUCGUUUCCCCAGCUUUUUGUUAAAGAGUACUUCCUUCAGAAACAGUCUUCAUGUAAAGUGGUUAUGCUAUGCUUUGGGUUAAUUUUUGUAAAAUCUUUUGCAUACCUAAAUGGUGUGUAUUUUUCUGCUAGCUGUAUCCCUCUACUAAUGCUCUUGAACAUUCCACGUUUCUGCAAGUUAGCACUUUGCUUAUUUGUGAUCUUUGACUGUUGAACAGUAUUAAAGUAAUUGAUGUCAUUUAUUUCACUUCCAAAAUAUGAAAGUUUUUAAAUCCUUGCCUUAUUCACGUUUCUCACAAUUCUGCUUCAUCCUAAUAUUAGAAGUGUAGCCGUUUGCUAUUAUGCCCUGUAAAACUUAGCUUCACUAAAAGAUCUUCCAGAUAAAAGUUUUCUACCUCUUCUUCUGAAGAUCAGGGAUGCUAAAUUGUAAUUGUUUAGUAUUAUUUCACACAAUGUAAAGGAGCUUAAUUUUAUAAAGUUUUGUUAUCUUGGUCUCAUUUCUGAUUAAGUGUCUCACUUAGAAAACCAAUGAUACCACCUUAGAGCACAGAAAACCAAUGACACACCUUAGAGCACUUACAGCUCCAUGUAUUUUCUUGGCAAAGGUUUUAAAAUUGAGAUUUUUCACUUGGUGAAAGUGGUCAUGUAAAAUUAAGGAAUAUUAAAGUGACCAAUGUAGUAGAAAAGGUCCUUUAAGAAAAAAUUCACAAAGUAUGCUUCAAAUUAUCAUGAUAUUUCUUAAGUACUUUUUAUGUAUGUACUUUUUAUGUAGCUGUUUUAGGCAUUACAAGUUAUGGUCACUAUAAGUUGAAAGUAUUCUUUUUUACUGAGCCUUAAAAAUAGCACUUGGGAGCUUACAUACUUAAUGUUUGGCAAUCAUGAUAUGUACUAGUGAAUAUGAUAUGAAAAUCUUUUUGUACUGUCUUGUCAUCUGAUUCUAGAUAGUUUUUGUAUCUUAUUUCCCCAGAAAAUCAGAAAUUUAAAACUAAAUUAAGAAAAAUACUACUGGGCCCCAGUACUCAGCCGGCUGAGACAGGAGAAUUUCUGUGAGUUUAAGGCCAGCCUGAACUACAUAGCAAGACAUUCACUUGAGUUUUAGAUCUAGAUGUUCUUUCGUGCAACAAGUAUUUAUUGAGUAAUAUAUAAUGUGCCAGGCAUUUUUUGAUGUUUCCACAACAUAAACUCCUAACACUUUAAAAUUGGGUAUAUAUCAUCUACAAUGGAUUUCUUAUUAAUUUAACAAAUAGAAGUAGAACACAUAUUUCUCAGUAUUAAAGCUCUUCAUAUUAAAUGUUUUGCUUACAUAUUGUGAAAUAUUCGGGGGAUCUUACCAUAUCUUUUACCUGGAUGGUUCAUUCAGGUGGACAAUGAUAAGUCGUACUAGUUUCAAAACUGACUUUUUAAAUUCUUCGUUGAAAUUCAGUACUGAUAGAAAAUUCAGAAUGAAGCAUUAUUUGUAGGUCAUUUAAUUAUUAAAAACUAUAAACUGGCCUUAUGUUUAUUCUAAACACAAGCUUGUAAGCCUCAUAGAUUUUAAGGUGUUAUUUUUAUGAGCUUAUUAAACUUGAAAUUAGUUAUGAAUGUGAGUAAAUUCUCGUCUUGGGAAUUUUGAAAAGUAUUUUAUUUAGUGCUUGCAGCAGGAUUAAAAACACUUCAUCCUAAGUUUACACUGGAGCAGAAUGAAACUUCUUCCUACUCAUGCAGUUUUAUCUGUUAUUCAAAAACUUUUUAAUUAAUGUGAGGACAGUUUACAUUAGUGGUAGAAUAUAAAGAUUGUGCUUUCCAGCUGGCUCCAACACUCUGGGACGAUGAAGCAGGUAGAUCACAAGUACAGCUACCCUAAGCUAUUUAGCAAGACCAUGUCUCAAAAAAUAAAAUACAGACUAGGGAUGUAGCUCAGAGUAAAGGCCUUGAGUUCAACCACUAGUAUUGCUUAAAAAACCAUAACAACUGUGCUUUCCCACCUCAACCCUCCUUUCCCUUACUAUUCAGGUUAAGGAUGAGGUAUAAUGCUAUGAAUAUGCACAGCUGGGUAGAAUUAUUUCAGGAGUUAAAAUUAGUAUCCCUAGGAAUGAUAUGCUAGCUUUAUGGUGAUACAUUAAUCCAUUAAAUCUUCUGUUAGUGGUCCAUGAUUGACUUCUUUCGAAGCUUGGCUGCUGGUCAGCUUGACCCUGUUAAGAACUAAUGUCAUGCCAUUUGAGUGUUCCAUGAAGUUCAUGUCCCAACAAAAUGAUAAUCAGGAAUGAAUUAACACCUAUCUAUAUAUGCCCAUAAGUGCCCAUUCCUAACUGGCUUAUCUAACUUACUCCUUCUGCCUCACGUAGGAAUUAAAACUUGGAUGUUACAAGUUGCCCCAGCUUAAACAUAGUUUUGUAUGUCUCUCUGAAAAAAGUCACAAUGGGGAUAUGUAAGAUUAAGCAUCGGAGUAACUUCAUUUUAAAUUUUGUUAAGUCAGGUGGCCUUCUUAAACUUAAAUCAAGAAUUAUGUUCUUUUAUGUGAUGAGAAACAUUUAUUUGCAGCACUUUAAGAAAUAGAAGUUUACAUGGUUAGCCCUCUAAGAAUCUUGUUAAGGACAUUAAAGCAAUUCUUGAACUGCUAACCAUCAGCUCUUGGUCAGCUUUUGCUAUCAGUGUUUAGUGGUACAACAUUGUGGUGUUUUGAUAACAGUGGAAUUCAACUUCAGUAGCUGGAAGCAUGAUCUGGAGCCUAGCAUUUUAAAAAUGUUACUACUUUGAUGUGAUUGUUAUCAUUCGUUGUGCAUUGCAGUAUUCACAUUUGUCCUAGUAGCAGAAAAAUGACUAAUAAUUCCUGAAAGAUUAGAUUCUUAGUUUUUCUAAGUGAACUUAUUUUAAGGAAGCUGAUUUUUGAAUCAGAGGCCUUAAAAGUAUACUAUAUAAGCAACGUAAUUUUUAAGUGUAAAGUGAAAUCAUUUGAAUAAGCUAGUUUAUUAACUGUGUUUUCUUAGUAAGCAUUAUAUUAUUGCAGCACGUUUUAUCUAACACAAAAAGAAUUUUUAAACUUCCUGGUUAUGGAAAGUGUUUUAUUUUUUCUUCCCCGAAAAUAAGCUAGUGUUUUGUUUACAGUGCUUUGAAUAUUUGACUUGGGGAAAAAACGAUUACCUUGGUCUGAAUUGUGUCUAGAUUUACAUGCAUUUAAAGGAGGUUGGUAACCGCCAGUCAUAUUUUAGACUAAAAAAAAGUAGGAAAAUUAAGUAGCACUAAAAAGGGAUUGUCAAAUGGAUGCAUUCCUACUCAUAAACUACACUUCUCAGACAAUAUUCAAGCAAUGUCUUUUUGUCACCUUAACCCUUUUAUUUGAUUACUUGGCACAGAAUGUAACAGGGACUUAAGUGGGAAAACUUGUUAAAGAUCACACUAUAAGCAUUUUUCUGUGAUACCCUUUAACAUUUCUGUUUUCAAAGCAACUAACCUACAUGUAGUUUAGAAAUACUGAGGUAGGAUUUACUUACCUUACAAACGGAAAGGUUAACCUCAGAAAUGUAUAGAAUUUCUAGUAAAAUGCUUGAGUCUGACUGUAAACCCUUAAGUAACUUAAAGUAGGACUCCCCAACCCCCACCCCAGGUCACAGACUGAUACUUGUCCACUCCCUGUUUGGAACUGGGUCUCAUAACAGGAAAUGCAAGCAAAGCAUCACCUGUAUUUACACCCGGUCCCCGUGUGUCGCCUCCUGAAUUCUACCUGUCAGGUCAGCUGUAGCAUUAGAUUCUCUUAGGAGCAUGAGUCCUGCUGUGAACUCUGUGUGUGUGAAAGAUUUAGACUGUACCCUUCUUUGAAUCAUCCCCAGAACCAUCUUCAUUUCCCCAGUCUGUGGAAAAUUGUCUUCCAUGAAACUGGUCACUUGUGCCAAAAGGUUUGGGAACCAUUGACUGUAAAGGACCAUAGGACCCAGUUCUUGUCUGUGGUCCAUUUCACACUGUUGCCAUUCAUUGCUUGAGUUGUUUACAGGACAUAAUGUAUUUAGCAAAGAAUUUUUUUUUCUUUAAGAAUCCCAAAUUCAGCUUAAAAUACAGAAAAAGUAUGUUUGACAAAAAGGAUUAGGAGUAACAAUAGUUUCUUAGCCCCUGCAUUAAUGCAAUAGAAACAAGUUCCUGAAACAAAACCACAAGAAAAAGUUUAGAGCAUUCAAACAUAACUUGAAAAAUUAGUAGGGCAGAGCAAAACACAGUUAUUUUUCUGGGCAUUAGAAAAUAUUCUUAGUGAAGAUGGACUGUUUUGAAAAUGUUUCUUUUGUCUUAUUUGCCACCUGCUGCUACCUGGAAGAUGUCUGAUUUCAUUUUGUGUAAUUCCUGAUUUUGCCAUUGUCAUUAAGCUGCAUUGAUUUUAUUUAUGAGGUGUGUGAUUUUAAAUAACUAAAUGCUGUAUAUUGUUUUAAAGGAAUAAAUGAAGUGAAAACA
Messenger RNA from Cavia porcellus (domestic guinea pig), 6512 nucleotides. It is a transcript of the gene Yod1, whose product is annotated as YOD1 deubiquitinase. Gene Ontology annotation, molecular function: cysteine-type deubiquitinase activity. NCBI's taxonomy places the organism in Eukaryota, Metazoa, Chordata, Mammalia, Rodentia, Caviidae. The record is from RefSeq and is a predicted model, not a curated record. Gene Ontology annotation, cellular component: cytosol; nucleus. Bases 225 to 1295 code for a protein of 356 amino acids. Gene Ontology annotation, biological process: protein deubiquitination; endoplasmic reticulum unfolded protein response. The transcript has 2 exons.